CAAUAGUACUAUGUUGCUAGCUCUUUCACUUAUUAUUCUUUCUCUUCUCUAUCUCACCCAUCUAUCUUUCUAUCUUUUUCUAGCAAAUAGUUUUGCUAUUCAUCAGUUGUAUAAAUCACAUUCUUAGUUAACUGCCCUUUUCCCUUGAAAAGGAAAUUCAUUAAUGAUCUCAUCUUUCCCAUUUGCUACAUAUCCUAUUCCAACAACUCUUUCUUUGCCUGCCCUAAAAAUAAACACUACCACUUCUAGUACUAUUAUUACAACUGAAGUUGUUUUCUUAACUUCUAGUACUACUGUUCCAAAACCUCAGGAGAGAGAGAAAAAAGAAAAUAUAUAUAUAGAAAUAAACAUGGGUUUUUGAUCUAGAAAAUUUUGAUCUACUGGAAAAGAAACACCAAAAAAAACCCUAGGUUUUGCUUUUUGUUUUUUCAAUUUUGACAAAAAAAUUUGAGUUUACAAACAAAGGAUCGGAGCUAGGUGAAGAGAUGGAUUUCAUGAUGUCAAAUGAUGGGAAUAAUCCUAUCUAUAGCUACAGUGGUAUGAGUGGUGGAACUAAUAUUGAAAGCUCCACCUUCAGUCUGACGACUGGCAGUGGCAGUGGCAGUGGGUCAGGGUCUAGUUCAGGUGCUGGCACGGCUGUAGCGGGUUCGGAAGCGUCCCCGCCACAGCCCUCGGUCCAGUCCCUCCCUAGCCGGUAUGAGAACCAGAAGCGGAGGGACUGGAACACGUUUAGCCAGUACCUGAGGAGCCACAGACCCCCGCUACCUUUAUCACUAUGUAGCGGGGGUCAUGUGCUGGAGUUCCUUAGGUACUUGGAUCAGUUUGGAAAAACAAAGGUUCAUAACCAUGCCUGUCCUUAUUUUGGGAUUCCUAACCCUCCUGCCCCUUGCCCCUGCCCACUUAGGCAGGCUUGGGGCAGUUUAGAUGCCCUCGUAGGCCGUCUUCGUGCGGCCUACGAGGAACAUGGCGGACGGCCCGAGACUAACCCUUUUGGUGCUCGGGCUGUCCGUCUUUACCUCAGGGAGGUCAGGGAUUAUCAGGCUAAGGCCAGAGGUGUUAGCUAUGAGAAGAAGAGGAAGAGGCCUGCUCCUAAGCAAAAACCUCUUGGAAUGGGUUUACCAACAUCAAAUUAAUCAUUUUUCUGCUGAGAAAGGGUUUGUUUAUGUUGGUUGCAAAUUAAAUAUCAUGAUGAUGAACUUCUGCUAGCUGCUUUUGUUUCUUAUUCUGCUUUUUCUUUCUUUUCCUUCUCUUGCCAAGACCUUAUGCAAGUUGAUGACGACGACGACGGCGGCGGCGGUGAAGACAGAUGAUCGAUGAUGUCUUAGCUUCUUUAGUAAGUGUUACUACUCUAUAUGCUUCAAUCUCAGCCUAAGUGUAGCUGUAAUAUAUAUUUAUACACAUAUAAUUGCAAAACUACUAGUACUAUUUUGCUAAGAUCUUCAUUUGAUGAGGAGUAAUGAUAUUAUUUAUGAUA
Molecule: messenger RNA, 1474 nt
Organism: Beta vulgaris subsp. vulgaris (sugar beet)
Lineage: Eukaryota; Viridiplantae; Streptophyta; Magnoliopsida; Caryophyllales; Amaranthaceae
Product: protein G1-like1
Exons: 1
Coding region: 486-1133 (215 amino acids)
Biological process (GO): mRNA transcription; response to light stimulus
Cellular component (GO): nucleus
Source: RefSeq, a predicted model, not a curated record